AUGCAGCUGGUUCGUUACGUUCGAUAUUUGGUGCAGUCACUGCACUUUCGCUUCGUGACGACGGUUGAAGCCCUCCGCCCAGGGACAUGGAGGGAACAGCAAGACCAGCUUAUCUCAGGAGCUCGACAGAAGUCUCAGUACUAUUAUUCCCCCCCAAAAAGAAAAUUUUUUACUAUUACCGGAGCGAUAGCGGCUAUGCUGGUACUUUGGUAUCUUUUUUCGCAUCCACGGCUUGAUCCGACUCCCGUCGACGAACGUGCUUGCCAACAUCCAGUCGCUCGGCUUGUAUAUGAUGCCGAGCAGGCUUUGAAUAAAACAUUGAGUCAACAGUCGAAGUCUUUGGAGGAAGCAGUGGUGGAAUAUCGACGACGAUAUAAGAUGCCACCACCUCCCCAUUUUGAUAAAUGGUAUGCGUUUGCGACGUCGCGAAACACGGUCUUGAUCGAUGAAUUCGAUACGAUCUAUCAUUCUAUGCUGCCUUUCUGGGGACUUGCACCCAGCACGAUCCGUUCGCGUGUGAGAGACGACCUUGGGAUUGAUUACUUCAUCAUGGGCUUUGCCAUUCGCGACGGCAGAGCUAUCCAUCUGGGCAAUGGCCAGGGGGAUUUCCAGAGGGAUGCAACAAUGAAGAUCCUGGACAAGUUCUCUCAAUGGUUACCGGAUAUGAACAUCGAAUUCAAUGUACACGACGAGCCGCGAGUGGUGGUCCCGCAUGAGGAGCUGCACAUGCUGAUCACUGAAGGCUACGCAGCCCACGCUCGGCUAAGUGGUAAUUCGUCAUUGUUGAAUCUAUUUUCGCCAGGGGAUGUCAACGAUCCUGUCCCACCAGUGCCGGCCUCCACGAACAGAUUCAACGACCUCGGGCGCCAAGAGACAUGGCUCUAUUCGCGGCUCUCGUGCCCACUAGACACACCUGCUAGAGCUCUGAAUGGCAACGCACCAGACAACUCAAGUGCUUACGCAGUAGGUCCUUUGGGCUUCGUGUUCAACCAGACCGCCGCUAGUGAUGUGUGCAACAGUCCAUCGCUGCGACAUCGGCUGGGGCUAUUUGGUCACCCAGACUCUUUCAAGGUGACAAAUGAGCUGGUCCCGAUGUUUUCCAUGUCCCAUCCGUCUUCAUUCCAAGACAUUCCAGUCCCCUCUCCGUGGUAUUAUGAAGAUUUAUCGAAAUUCGAGCCAGAAACGUCCGUCGAAUGGGAGAACAAGAAAAGCCAGCUAUACUGGCGCGGAGCAAGCAAUGGAGGACAUAGCCAGAAUGGCAGUUGGCGGAAUCUGCAGCGGCAGCGUAUCAUUGGAAACUUGACACAUCCACAAUCGCCCCAAUAUCUCAUGCAACCAACGGACAAUUCAAGCUGUAUUGCGGGCCGCAGCGAAGGCUGGGAGGUCAAAAUCGCAAAUCGAUCCCAGAUCGAGGGAUACUUCAAUACCCAAUUUGUUGAGAUUGUGGCUUGCGAUGAUGAUUGUGAUGAGGAGACAGAGUUUUUCGGCGAUCUGGCGGAACCAGAUCCUCUAACUGAGGCCUGGAAAUACCGCUACCUGUUGGAUAUGGAUGGUCAUGGAUACAGCGGGAGGUUUUACGCCUUCAUGCGCAGCAAGAGUGUUCCCUUCAAGUUGACUUUCUUCCGGGAGUGGCAUGAGAAUGUUUUGAUCCCAUGGGUUCACUAUGUGCCGAUUAAUAAAGACGGGAAGGAGAUUCCUGAGUUGAUACGGUUUUUCGAAGAAGAUCCUGCCGGUCAGCAGAUUGCUCGAUCUAUCGGUGAAGGGGGUCAAGCUUGGGCGAACAGGACGCUCAGAAAUGAGGAUAUGGACGUUUACAUGUUUCGACUUUUCUUGGAGUACGCCCGUGUGCAAGAUGACCAGAGAGAGAGUCUGGGGUUCAUGAUAUAG
Penicillium coprophilum is the source of this 1887-nucleotide messenger RNA. RefSeq lists its product as uncharacterized. Lineage: Eukaryota; Fungi; Ascomycota; Eurotiomycetes; Eurotiales; Aspergillaceae. Bases 1 to 1887 code for a protein of 628 amino acids. The record is from RefSeq and is a predicted model, not a curated record. The transcript is spliced from 2 exons.